Didymodactylos carnosus is the source of this 501-nucleotide messenger RNA. The record is from the annotation of a GenBank genome assembly. Lineage: Eukaryota; Metazoa; Rotifera; Eurotatoria; Philodinida; Philodinidae.
AUGAGCACCAGACAAACACGAGUCGGUAUUGGUUUUGAUGCACAUCGAUUUAUUCCACACCAAAAUAAUAAUAAAAAUACAAUCUCUCUAUGCGGUGUACAAGUAAAUUCAAUUUAUGCUGUUGAAGCCCAUUCUGAUGGCGAUGUUGCCCUACAUGCAUUAGUAGACGCUAUGCUUGGCUCGAUAGCUGCCGGUGAUAUUGGUCAACAUUUUCCACCUAGUGAUCCAAAAUGGAAAAAUGUUGAAUCAACAAUAUUUGUUUCUUAUGCACUUGAUCUAAUUAAACAAAAGAAUGGUGAAUUAAACAAUAUUGAUAUAGUAAUAAUUGCUGAAAAACCUUAUAUAUUACCGUAUCGAGCAUUGAUGCAACAGCGUCUCAGUGAACUAUUAAACUUAGAUUUAGAUCGUGUGAGUAUAAAAGCAACAACCACAGAAAAAAUGGGUUUCACAGGUCGUGAAGAAGGAAUUGCCGCUCAGGCUAUUAUAAGUGUUUUAAUUUAA